This is a messenger RNA of Rattus norvegicus (Norway rat), 5404 nucleotides long. Lineage: Eukaryota; Metazoa; Chordata; Mammalia; Rodentia; Muridae. The record is from RefSeq and is a predicted model, not a curated record.
GGCAUUUCCCGAGGAGCCGGAACGCGGCCGGCGCCAGCGCCACCGUCCGGUCCGCGCAUCCUCCCGCCCGCACAGCCGCGCGGCCACUGAGCGUCCCCUGAAAGGCGCUCGGAGCAUCCGGAAUGGGGCUUCGGGCGCUGGGCGCGCUCCGAACCCGACACGCGUGAGAGUCGGAGUGCCGGGAGCCUCCCCGCUGUCCGGAGCCCCCAUCGCCUAGCACCGGGAGAUGAUGGGAAUGCAGCCACCUGGUCCCCAAGGAGCCACCAUACCCGGGACCCCCGGGCAUGGUGCUCACCCAAGCCAGCUGUCCCCGAAGAGGAUGAUAUCCCUUACGCCUAGUCCACACGGUGGGGACAGCGCCACGCGAGCCCUCUAGGCAAUCGCAGAGCCACGCAGCAGCUCCGCCGCAGGUGCCACCUCGGAAACCAUGACCCCCGGCGCGGGCCCAUGGAGCUAUGGCCUAUAGGGUCCUGGGCCGCGCGGGGCCACCUCAGCCGCGGAGAGCGCGCAGGCUGCUCUUCGCCUUCACACUGUCCUUGUCCUGCACUUACCUGUGUUACAGCUUCCUGUGCUGCUGCGACGGUCUGGGCCAGAGCCGCCUGCUCGGCGCGCCGCGCUGCCUCCGCGGCCCCAGCGCAAGCGGCCAGAAACUUCUGGCGAAGUCCCGCCCGUGUGAUCCCCCGGGGCCGACGCCCAGUGAGCCCAGCGCUCCCAGCGCGCCCGCCGCUGCCGCGCCAGCACCGCGCCUCUCCGGAUCCAACCACUCUGGCUCCCCGAAGCCAGGCACCAAACGGCUGCCCCAAGCCCUCAUUGUGGGCGUUAAGAAAGGUGGUACCCGAGCAGUGCUGGAGUUUAUCCGAGUGCACCCGGACGUUCGAGCCCUGGGCACCGAGCCCCACUUCUUCGACAGGAAUUACGGCCGAGGGCUGGACUGGUACAGGACCCUCACCCUCCCUGACCAGCCCGCUACAGCUGUCAUUGCCUGUAUGAUCAUGGAAAUAUUUGAGCUAGCAAACCUGACUUUUACCGGUAGGUGGUGGCUACUCUGCUGAGAAGGAGGGAGCACCCCUGUGUCGCACAAGGUCACACCAUGUCUUGAAGUCCCAAACAUGAAUCUGCUCUCUUGACUAACCCUGAGGCUCAAACCAUGGGACUCAUAACUUAUGAAAGUCAAAAUGGGGAAGAAGUAUUUUAUUUUAAUUUGAUGUUUUGAGGUAAUUGCUCACUAUGUAGCUCAAGAUAACCUGAAACUCAUUUAGAUAGCCCAGGCUAGCCUCAAACUUUUGAUCCUCUUAGCUCUGCCUUCUCAGCGUUGGGCUUAUGGAUAUGUAUCACCAUGGUCAGCUAAAAGAGCUAUUUAUAUAAAGCCUUCAAGAGCUAGCUGUGCUUGUGACCUCAGCCCUUGGGAAGCUGAGACAGGGGGAUUGUGAGUUGCAAGCUAUCCUGGGAUACACAGUGAAAUCUUAUCUCAAUAAAAGAAAAAAAAAGGAAGAUGGAGGAAAGGAUGGAGAAAGGAAGAAAGAAAAGAAGGGGGAAGGAAGUAAAGAGGAGCUUUUGAGGUAGCAGAAUGGAGUUCAAAGCCUGAUCUCAUUGUUCCUUCAGAAAACACCAUGCCUGUGGCUGGACUCCCUCAAGUCUGGAAGCAGAAUCUAUUCCUUAGACCAUGAGAUGGAAAAGUUGGAGGCUAACAUAACCUCUAAAACAGCAAAUUCAAAGCCUGGAACACAAUAGAUAUUUAAAUAUUCAUUAAGUUUCAUCUCAAUUUAGUGGUCAGUGUCUUGGACCAUUUUCUGUUGACCUCUACUACAUACCCAUCAGGAAAUGUUAGGGGACAGAGAGCCCAGGCUGGAAGAGAGAACUGGGAGAGGGAUGCUUUUGUCUUGGCACAGCUAAUUUUGAGCAUAUAGUCACUCUCUUUGAGACAAACUUCUUAUUUAAAAAUGUAUUCACUAGCUCUGUGAGAGUUAUCCAAGUCUUGUUGGAUUAAGAGGCCAUGUGCUCUAGUUGGCCCUGGUACAACAAACCACUGGGACACUUAAAGUAGUCGCCAGACCUUUCGUCUAACUACUCUCCACGGUGUUGGUUUGGUUUGAAGUCGCCUGGAUGGUUCUUCCAGUCUGGGUCAGACUUAGAUGAACUCAGUGGGAUUCAUCCCUGCAUCUGUAGCCAUCUUGUAGGUCUGACAUGUGGACUGGCUAACGUGUGGAGGCUUGGUCUAGAAAUCGUAACAGUCAUCUCUCCACAUGGUCAACCAUUCUCCAGUAAGAUGUUGGUCUCCUACUCAAUGGUAGCCGAAAGGUCCAGGGUCCACAGGAGUGUGAGCAUUGGCACCCACGAGUGUUUCAAGUGUGUGCAUAUGUUCCAUGUGUAAUCUGUUGGUCAAGUCACGAGGCCAAGGUUUGAGUCAGUGUCAGAAGGCACCACCAGGAAGGUCUGGAGAGAAAGGGAUUUCUUUAGAUACUUUUGCAAGUGAUAGACCCUAUUACAACUGUAAGCUAAAUUAAGAAACGUCUAGAACUCAGCAGUGAGUUGUCCUCCUCCAAACACUGCUUGCAAAUUUGGGGACUGGUAAGGAGUUUGCUCCUGAAAGACCUAAACUGAGCUCUUCUCCAGCCUACAUACAGAGAUUGUCACCUGAGUCCUCCGAGCCUUGCUUCCCUGUGUGACCUGACUUGACCACAGCAGCUUAGGCAGCAGCCCCAUAUGGCUGCAAGUCUGUGUCUCUAGAACACCAGACUCUGCCAGUGCCAUAUGCUGUCUGGGAAAAACCAUUGCUCAUGGAGGCAUCGAUGCUGAGAACUGGCAGAGACAUCUGCUGGGGCUGGAACCUGUCAUGGUCCAGACGAGUACCAGGGCCCGGUAUACCUCCAGGCCCAUGGGAAGCUAAGACAGCUGAACUAAUGGCUGGUCUCCUGGCUCUCCUGGCAUCUCUCUUCUGGAUCCUGGUUCUGUCACUGGUUCCAAAAGCAGCCAGCGUUCUGUGCCUCUGGACUUCUCAGAACUUAAACCCUGAGACUUUGCAAGGGUGUGAGUAGAUUGGGACCUGCCUGCUCCUUCUCCACUACAGGAAUACACUAGGGGCUAUACCAUCCUGUCUGCCAGGGCCUUCAAGAUCUGGCUUACUCCAGUGGGGUGAACUCCUAACUGCAAGGAAGCAUGGAAUUUAAGGGUCAUACCAAAUUGUAUGGAAGAGGCUGGGAGUCAAGCCUGCAGAGACAAGUCUGCUUGAGGCAGCCAUCAGCACUGAGAGAGCACUUAUUAUAUACCUAGAACUAAGUACUGAACCCUAUGAGGUCUGUAUUACUAGUAAUAUUAUCAUUAUCAUUAUAAUUAUCAUUUUAUUAAUUAUUCUUUAAGGAGCUGGGGGCUCACAUAAGGAGAUUAUGCUGACGGUCCAUCCAUGUGCCUCACUCCAGGGAUCACACCCUUUAUUUUUUGACACCAAGUCACUAAAGAUAGGGAGGCUGGUAUAGCCAUUAAAAGUAUGAAUACUUGGGUGUUGACUGAAAAUUCAAUGCCAGUGCUAUGCCAUUCUACCUAGACAACCCCAAAUCCAGGCUCUGCUUUCUGAGCAGCUAACCAGUUUGAACUAUUGCCUUCUUGAAUUCCUAUGAAUCUACCGUGUGUUUUGGUGCCCUUGCAGAUCAUCUCUAGAGACCCCUAGAUGACCUUCAGGAAAGACUUUGUUGUAAUGAGCUCUCGUGUCUUUGAAAGCAGUUGAGCCCCUUUGUGGACUGUGUUCUUGCCAGUUGUCCUGUGUCCUUGGAAGGGCACAGACAUAUGGCAGAUGAGUCAUGGAUUUCAACACCCUUUGCAGGGUUGGCAGCCCUGUUGGGAAGCCACCCCAGGGACCUGACAUUGUGAACACAUGGCCCAAGUGAUUUGGCCCCAUUUUGCAUGAGAUUAACUGUGCGUGAGGUGUGAUGAGGGUCGGAGAGUGACUUGGGGCUAAUGAGCUGAGUUCAGGGCGGUGUUAAUGUGGCUGCACACACAGCAGGCAUUUCCAUCCAUCAGUCUAUCGGCCCCGCUGCAGAUGCUGUGGUGUAAAUUAAUCUGAAAGUUGCAACUCCACCACUGAAUCCUUCCUUCAGACCCGUCUGUAUCUGAAAUCUUCCUCUGAAUUCCUGAGGAGGAUAAGGCAGUCCACUGGCCUCCUCCCUUCAUGGAGGCCAUGGAUGGAAUUCUCUAUGAUCUUGAUCCCCAGAAAAAGCUCAGUGCCCAUUGGCCUAGGAAGAAACCCCUAAUCUUCAGCCAGGGACUGUGUGAACCAUGGUGAUGAAAACUAGGAAACCUCUAGUGGCCCACAAAGUUCUGUGAGGAAUGGAGUCCAGCCUGUGGGAAGGUUAAGAACUCUCAGCUAAGGUAGGUAUUAGAGAGCAGUCAAAUGACUUAAGAAAUCACUCACAUUUGCUAAGUGCUCUAUCUCAGUUUGUAUGUUCAGAGAUGGCAUAGAAAUCAAACCUAGUUAACCCCAGAGUCCCUAACAUUUGAGUAGGAAUGCUAAUGGAAGUAAAUUGCUUUUCCCUGAGAUCUCAAGAUGUAGAUAGUAUGUAAUAAAAGUAUGGAUGGACAUCUCUGCCAAACAUACCAGGAAGUAGUCUUAAACGUAAGGCCAAGACACAGAGCACAGCAGAACCAGCCAGGCCUGGUGCCACAUGCCUACAAUGCCAGCACUCAGGCCAAGGCACUACGUGGUCCUCUCACUUCUCCUUCUAUGUGGGGCUAGUAUAGACCCCAGAGCCUAGCUCUUAGUAAGCAGGUGAAAGACUUUCUCAGUGGCAAGCUGAUCAUGCCCCCUUACUGGCUGGUUCAGACACUGGUACUGUUGGGAAAAGACACAGUAGAAUCCAUGUUAAAACAGCAAAUGAUCACAAGUUCAGAAGCUGUUUAGGCUAUGUAGUGAGUUCAAGGCCAGUCAUAGCAACAUAGAGAGAAUGUAUGUCAAACUAAAACAGAUCUGGCUUGGGGUACAGCUCAGCAUUUGUUGAGCAUGUGCGAGGCCCCAGGGUUACACACCAGACACUAUACAAAAAAAUGAGGGGGGAAAGGAAGAGGAGAAGAAGGGGAGAGACCUGCUAACUGAUAAAGACAGAGGUUACUAAGGACGUGAUUUGAUCCCUGGCUCCAAAGGAGCCUGAGACUAAAUGGAUCCCUGGACUUUCCCGAGCAUAUGUGACAAUCAACCCUAUUAUUAGUCACUUGUGACCACACAGCUAAUCUCAGCUAUAACUAGUUGUUAGCAACUCCUAGUUCUAUGGUCUUGGGGGAGUAUUUAAAUUCACUUUUUGAAAAACUUCUAUAAUUCUAGUACGUGUCUUGUGUGGCUGCUGAGAAGACUGGCAAGGACACCUAUAAAUGUGCCUGAACACUGCUUGACUUGAACGUAUUCUCCAUGACACAACCA